AAAUCGAACGGGUAGAGCAAGAGAGAGACGUCGUGAGAGAGAAUUAAAAAAUUGUAAACUUAUGCGAAGUAGCAGCCCCUUGAACUAGCCCAAAAAGCUUGUACUUCAGCAAAAGCAUCAAAACACCAAAACACUAACACGUGGACAGUUAAUUCACUUUAAUGUGACAUACACUUCUACAAUCCAUUUUCACGUGUGUAGUGCAAACAAAAAAAUAGAGGGGAAUGCUCAAAAAAAAGACGAAUUAUUCUUUUAUUUUUCUUUAGACGAAAUGUCUUCUGAAAAGCGAGCAAAGCUCGAAGACGAUGAUGUUCCACUGGACUUGAGUAUUGUCAAGUUCGAAAAAGUUGACGCUCGGCACAAAAAAGCUGAAUUGCUGACAACAGAGGUUAUUGACGCAAACGAGAAAAAAAAUGUUUUGAACUCGCCAUUGGUUCCUGCCGUAAGUUGGAACAUAGCUGAUUGUCUUUUGGCUAUAGAAUGUCAAUUGACAACGAAUAUCGAGUAUGGCAUACGUUUUUCCCCUCCUGUAGAAUACCUGUACAAUCCUAUAAGCUACGCUUUUGAAGUCCACUCCAAAUACGUGCGUCAGUACUGUCAAAGUUCAAAGAAGCUUCUGUUCUUGGGGCUGAAUGCAGGCCCCUGGGGAAUGUCCCAAACUGGGGUACCCUUUGGUGAAAUAAGCAUUGUCACCAAUUGGCUCAAAUUGACGGGUCACAUAAAUAAGCCCCCGCGUGAACACCCUGCCAGAAAAGUAACAGGCUUUGCCUGUCGACGGAGCGAAGUUAGCGGCAAAAGAUUCUGGAAUCUUUUCCAUGAAUUGUGCCAUACUCCGGACAAUUUCUUCCGUCAUUCUUUCCUCCAGAAUUAUUGUCCUGUCGCUUUGAUGGAUGCUGCCGGUCGAAACAUCACUCCGGCUGAACUCAAGGGCUUGGAACAGAGAACACUUCAAUUCCUCUGCGACGAGGCACUCCUCGCUGUUGUUAAACUUCUUGGGGUUGAAAUCAUUGUCAGCAUAGGCAGGUUUGCUGAGAAAAGAGCACGCGCUGCUCUUGACAGAGCUGGGCUCUCCGUCAAUGUCCUCUACAUACCGCAUCCAAGUCCAAGAUCGCCCAGCAACGUGAAUUGGGUCGAAAAAACUGCAGACAAGCUUCGAGAGCUUAACUUACUUCGAUUUUUCAAAGAUGAGCAAACCUCGAGUAUCACGAGCGGAAGUACUUGA
Messenger RNA from Venturia canescens, 1222 nucleotides. RefSeq names its product Single-strand-selective monofunctional uracil-DNA glycosylase (gene Smug). NCBI's taxonomy places the organism in Eukaryota, Metazoa, Arthropoda, Insecta, Hymenoptera, Ichneumonidae. Gene Ontology annotation, biological process: base-excision repair. The coding region runs from base 272 to 1222 and encodes 316 amino acids. The record is from RefSeq and is a predicted model, not a curated record. Gene Ontology annotation, molecular function: oxidized pyrimidine nucleobase lesion DNA N-glycosylase activity; single-strand selective uracil DNA N-glycosylase activity. The transcript has 4 exons.